ACGACAAUGACGGUGAGAGAAACCGAAAGAGACCGACAAGAGAGGAAAUUGUUGCAGGCAACGCAAGUGACCAUGCAAUCCCCACUAUUGAGGCAAACGUCGUCAUCAAGACUGAGGACAUUGAUGACGAUUACGACUAAUCUUAUGAAGUUAUGACAUUUACGGUUACGGUUACGAUUGACAUGCAGCGAUGCAAAAAGUCAUUAAGGAGAGCAGUGGAGUUGGGAAGCGCAGUUCUUCUUUCUUUCUUUCCGUCUCUUAUUUUUUUCCUCCUCCUUUUUUUCUUCUCUUUUUCUUUGUAUCCCCCUAUCACUAGACAGCAUUUUCAGCGGCCACGAGUCUCCGAGACUGUUACUUGCCAUGCACUAUUGGACUCCUUAUCAUCAUGGACAACGACAUUUAUCAGAACAUGUUCAUGUUUUCACCGCUGUCUCAGGUAUGGUACAUGUGAAACUCCGCACAUGUGAAUCUUUAAGAUACUACCUCUUGACUUUUGCUAUUAGAAUGCAAGAGUCUACACGUAAUAACAUGCUGAGCUGUUAUUAUCUGUUGACAUCCAUUGU
Messenger RNA from Xylona heveae TC161, 563 nucleotides. RefSeq lists its product as hypothetical. NCBI's taxonomy places the organism in Eukaryota, Fungi, Ascomycota, Xylonomycetes, Xylonales, Xylonaceae. The record is from RefSeq and is a predicted model, not a curated record. The transcript has a single exon. Bases 153 to 467 code for a protein of 104 amino acids.